Messenger RNA from Paramecium sonneborni, 135 nucleotides. NCBI's taxonomy places the organism in Eukaryota, Ciliophora, Oligohymenophorea, Peniculida, Parameciidae. The record is from the annotation of a GenBank genome assembly.
AUGAAAAUUCAUAACACUUGGUUUGCUUAAGCAACAUAUUUAGGAAUUAUUGGUGCAUUUGUUUUUGCUACAACAAGAUUUACAGUUCCAGAAUAUAGACUCUAUUAUAGAGUUGCCAAAGUUUAACAUAUUUGA